UGGGGCAAAUCAAAGCAGCAAAGUCUGAUUUCUGUGUCAUGUGCUACCCAAGCAGAGCUGCCUCGCUUUGUAUCUGAAGCUUUGAGGAAGGGCUUGAGGUGAAUUCCUCUGGCAAGACCACAGUAACAUGGAAGUGGAGGCACGUGUGCUCAUGCAAAGGUUUCUACACUACAGGGAAGACUGUACCCUUCCACGGAUCACUGAGAAAUGAGAGCUUUCUUGGUAAUAACUGCAGUGGGGUGUACAAGCAGCUACUAGAAGUUUAAUUACUUCUAGUUUUCUGGUCAUAUUACAUGUUAAGAGAACUAUAAGAAGAGACAGUAAAACCUGUAUCUUAGUUCGCAGUCCCGGUCCUUGGAGAUAAGACUAAAAUUCCUUCCUUUUGGAAUAUGUCCCAAAGUUUACCAUAUACAUAUAGCUCGUUAGAGCCAUGAACAAGUUUAAGUCUUUAACACAAGUCGGGGACAAAGGUAGAACCUCAGGAGCCACAAAAUGAUUUAAUUGCUGACAAUUACCGAGACAGCGGCAUUCACAGUACAGUUUUAUUUGUCAUACUUGGCAUCAGCAGGUGAGGGAGGGGAAAUAAUCCCACGUGGUCUCAGUAAGAUUUGCUUUAUCAGGAAAUAACACCCCUGUGUUGUCCUGCUGCAUAACACAUCUGAAGCACUGCCUCUCUGGCUACUGUAACAAGGUUUUAACAAUGCCUGAAGCUGAAUGAGACUGCUGACACCCUCAGUUGUUGACUCAGACACCUCUCAGCUACCCUGAAUGACUGCUUGUCAGAUAACCUUUGUGCACAUGCAGCCCCGACACAUCUGCAUGUCAGGGAAGCUAAGCAGCGCUCCCUAAUCAGGUACACUCACUUAUUUAAAUCCACUUCAUAGGUCUGCAUGCGGGGCUUGUCCCCAGGCUUAUCAGGAUCCCAUCUGUAGAUGGAAAACUUCUUGAUACGUGAUGUAGCUGCAGCCGCCGUCUGAGCUCCUCGACAGAUCUGCAUUUGAACAGCAGCAAAACAGCCCUCAGGUCCCUCCAGAUCUACCCCUAAAGGUGCCACGUCAUUUGAUGUUCAUGCCACAUCCGCUGUCACAGUCCACAUCAUCCACAGCCCCAUGACAAAACCCAUGCUUAACUCCAGAUGGCCACUGGAUCCCGAUAUAGAGGUUGUAGUGACCAUUGGUGUCACCAGCAAGACUGUCAAUGACAAUAAGGUUAAGAUUUCAUACUACGGACGGGAAGAGAAUGAGAUUUCAGUGGCUUGGUUGUACCUCACCUGUGUAGAUAUAUCCCUGGAUGUGGACGUGAGCCGUAAUGGCAGAGUGAGGAGCAAAGGGAAGGACAAGGCCAAGUGGACAUGGGGACCAGAUGGGCAAGGGGCUGUGCUGUUGGUCAACUGUGACAAGGACAGCCCCAGCACGGUGGGGACAGACAGCAGCCAAGUGGACAUACAUACCCCUGCAGACCUGCAGGACAUGUCUGUGAUGCUGCUGCGGACUCAAGGUCCCAGCAGUAUCUUUGCUGACUACCAGCUUGUCCUUCAUGUCUCCGAGUCAGAUGCAGACAAGGUGCGGGUUUUCCAUGCUAUCCGGAGUGACUCACACCCCCGGUACAAACCCGUUUUGGGACCAGGCAUGCUCUCCUGCCUGCUAGACUGUGUCAGAAGUGGAGAAAACACCUUCUACGUGGAAGGGCUGGCUUUCCCUGAUGCAGGUUUCUCUGGGUUGGUUUCUAUCAGCGUCAGCUUGCUGGAGGUGCCCCAUAAGUAUUCUCCUGGGACCCCCGUUUUCACAGAUACAGUGGUUUUCCGCGUGGCGCCCUGGAUAAUGACACCCAACACCCAGCAGCCCCUGGAGGUGUUUGUCUGCAGCAUCAAGAGGGGAAUCAACUCCAAUGAAGUCUUUCUGGAGGAGCUCCAGGCCCUGCUGAGGAAAGCCAACUGCAAGAUGACCAUCUGCUCCGAGGUCGAAAGCCGCAGUGACCGCUGGAUCCAGGACGAGCUGGAGUUUGGCUACGUGGAGGCACCACACAAGUCCUUCCCUGUGGUCUUCGACUCGCCCAGGAACAGAGGCUUGAAAGACUUUGCUUUUAAGAAGAUUUUGGGCCCUGAUUUUGGCUAUGUGACCCGUGUGCCCCCUGGAUGUGACGCCUGCAGUCUUGACUCCUUUGGCAACCUGGAUGUGAGCCCUCCAGUGACAGUGCGAGGCAAAGAGUAUCCUCUGGGACGUAUCCUCAUUGGCAGCCCCCUGCCCUGGGCCUCCGGCCGUCGGAUGUCGAAAGUGGUCAGAGAUUUCCUUUACGCCCAGAAGGUGCAGGCGCCAGUGGAGGUCUACUCAGAGUGGCUGAGCGUGGGCCAUGUGGAUGAGUUCCUCACCUUUGUCCCUGCAUAUGACAGAAAGGGAUUCCGGCUCCUCUUGGCCAGCCCCACUGCCUGCUUCAAGCUCUUCCAGGAGAAGCAGAGGCAGGGACACGGCGAGGCCACACAGCUCGUGGGAAUGGUGGGCUGCGAGCGGAGGAGCAUUGAUGACAUCUUGGCAGAUGAAGGGCUGAGGAAUGACAACAAACAUGUGCAGCGCUGCAUUGAUUGGAACCGCGACCUGCUCAAGCAUGAGCUGGGCCUGAGUGAACAGGACAUCAUCGACAUCCCGCAGCUCUUCAUCCUGCGGGGUUCCCGUGCAGAAGCCCUCUUCCCAGACAUGGUGAACAUGCUGGUGCUGGGCAGACACCUGGGCAUCCCCAAGCCCUUCGGGCCACUGGUGGCCGGGCAGUGCUGCCUGGAGGAGCGGGUGCGGGCACUGCUGCAGCCCCUGGGGCUCUCCUGCACCUUCAUCAAUGAUUUCUUUUCCUACCAUGUCCUUUCUGGAGAUGUGCACUGUGGCACCAAUGUCCGCCGUAAGCCCUUGGCCGUCAAAUGGUGGCACGUGGUGCCCUAAGUGUCUAGGAGGGGUCUCUGGUCCUUCCCAGUGGGGGAUUUGGAGCAUCUCAAAAUAAAGUGUUUUGUCAAUAUGA
Messenger RNA from Gallus gallus (chicken), 3003 nucleotides. It is a transcript of the gene PADI1, whose product is annotated as peptidyl arginine deiminase 1. Gene Ontology annotation, molecular function: protein-arginine deiminase activity; calcium ion binding. Bases 1110 to 2927 code for a protein of 605 amino acids. NCBI's taxonomy places the organism in Eukaryota, Metazoa, Chordata, Aves, Galliformes, Phasianidae. The record is from RefSeq and is a predicted model, not a curated record. The transcript is spliced from 16 exons. Gene Ontology annotation, cellular component: cytoplasm.